Amoebophrya sp. A120 is the source of this 3200-nucleotide messenger RNA. The record is from the annotation of a GenBank genome assembly. Lineage: Eukaryota; Dinophyceae; Syndiniales; Amoebophryaceae.
AAAGAGUCGGUCGCCAUUAGAAGAGAAACUCACCGUACUUGUUAUAAUGCUGUUGCUGAUGACGCUUUCUGAAGAUUCUGGUUCACGACCAACAACGAUGCACAGAGGUCAGAAAAUGAUCUGGACGUCUGACGGUGGCGCUAUCGAAUCACAGAUCACGACUCAGCUCAGAAGCUCGUUGUUGAACAACGAUGUGACUGAAGAUCUCAGAUGCAGCUUAUUACGAUGAGCAACACGCCUUCAUUUGCUUGUCCUAGAAGUAGAACAAUCUUGUCUUAUUGGAAGCUAGUUGCGACCGUCAUGCCCUACGAUUCAUUGCAGGCUUGUUUAGACAGAGAUUUUUUUCCUUACUUUCCUUCACUUCACCGAAGAACACCUCUUACUUUCUCAGUCGACUCUUACUCCCCCAUUACCCCUGUUCACGCUUCUUGUAAGUGCGAGUCAAGAUCACUACAGAAGCAAAGCCCCCCGUCCUCCCCUGGACAUCACCACGAUGAUGGUGGAGGAACCCUCGAGGAGGUACUCUACUUGUACAUCCUGCAAAAUCUCCUUCUAGUAUAACACUAUCGAGCCAGCGAGGCACCUCUUAUAGCAUGGCCACUUCCUCGCGGGGCCGCCAACUCCUGGUCGCCGAAGACGCCUUCAGCGACCAGGACUACAAUGUCAACGACACGGGCGAAUCGGGGCUGGAGGCGACGCUGGAGGCCAUGCCCGGGCGCCCGAACAUCCAUUGCACCUUCGACGACGGGCCGAUGCAGUUGGUAAAGGGCUACGAAUCCCGCCCGCUCACCGUUUUCAAGGACGGACUCAUCCUGCUCGAAACCUUCCACAAGUUCUUCGCCCACGCCGAGGACUUCUGCAUCACGGUCGCCGAGCCGGUGGCCCGCCCGGAGGGGCUGCAGGAGUACCAAAUCACCACAUUUUCCCUGUAUUCCGCCGUUUCUUCGGGCCUAACGAUAUCGGACAUCGAAGAGAGUCUGCACAAACUCUCGAAGAACAAGGUGGACGACGUUUUGCUCAAGUGGAUUCGGCAGUACGCGCAAAAUUUGGGAAAGGUGAAGUACCUGUGGAACAAAAGCCAGUUGGCGUUGAACUCAGCAGCAAACUUCGCAAGAAAUAACACAGGAGCUGCACUAGGAACAAAUAAUUUUGUUGACCAGCAGGGAGGUAGAAGUACUGCAGGCACAGCAACUGCAUCUGGUUCAUCAUCCCAGUUUCAGCCACUGCUUCAUCCCGCACAACUAGGCCCAGGUGCAGCUGCAACUACAGGAGCUGGAUCAGCGGGUGGCGCUUCAGUUUUUUCUCGCGCUUUCCAGGACGUCGGCGAGUCGGUGCAUCACUACUUGGAAUCAACCGAUUACGAUGCGUUGGAGCAGUUGCAGGAAAUUCUGCAGGAACAGAACCUCGUCACCGAGUCGCUGCCAGUUAGAACAAACAACUCGGCAAAUGACCACCCCUCGAACAAGCGCAGGAGGUGGCAAAUGAACAGAUCCUCGUCCUCUUCAAACGCGCUGAGUGACCUGCUGAUGGAAGAGUAUGAGGAGGAGUUGUCCACGUCCGACUUUGACGACGACUUUCCCACGGAGCUGUACUACAUUCGCGUCGAUGGCAAUCGCGCGGAAGAGGUGAAAAAGCUGGCUUUCGUGAACAACUUUCCCCUCCUCGAGGAGUACGAGUACAAGCUGGACAAGAAAGCGCCGGAUUUGGACAUCUCCAUGAAGCCCUCGACCCACAUCCGCGAGUACCAGGAGAUCGCGUUGUCCAAAAUGUUCACCACGAGCACGCGCGCGCGGUCCGGGAUCAUUGUCCUCCCCUGCGGCGCGGGGAAGACCUGCGUGGGGAUCACCGCGUGCUCGACGAUCAAGAAGCGAACGUUAGUUCUGACCUCGACCGCGAUGGCGGUGUCCCAGUGGCAACAGCAGUUCCUGCAGUUCUCGACGAUCAAGAAGGACGACAUUUUCCAGUUCACGGCGGACCACAAGACCGCGAUCAAGGACGUGUUCGAGGCCUGCGUCGUGAUCUCCACCUACUCCAUGAUCGGGUUUUCCGGCCGCCGCGGCCAAGACACGCGCUACAUCAUGAACCAGAUCCGCGCGGUGGAGUGGGGGCUGUUGAUUUGCGACGAGGUGCAGGUGAUGCCGGCGAAGACGUUUCGCCAAGUCGCGUUGACGGUGCGGUCCCGGUGCAAGCUCGGGCUCACCGCGACAUUAGUCAGGGAGGACGACCUGAUCACGGAUUUGCAGUGGCUGAUCGGGCCGAAGCUGUACGAGGCGAACUGGCACCAGCUGCAAGACCUCGGCUACCUCGCGAAGGUGCAGUGUGUGGAGGUGUGGUGCCAGAUGUCGGAGAGGUUUUACGAGGAGUACCUGAAAAAGAUCAACGAACGCGGCAAGCACGCGACCGCGCGGCUGUUGUUCACGUGCAACCCGAUCAAACUGUGCCUCGCGGAGUUUCUCAUUCGGUUCCACGAGAAGCGGGGCGACAAAAUCCUCGUUUUCUCCGACAACACGGAGAUUUUGAAAACCUUCGCCGAGGCGAUGAAGCGGUACUACAUCUACGGGGAGGUGCCGAACCGGGAGCGGGAAGUGAUUCUGCGGAAGUUCAAGGAGGAUCCGGCGGUGGGGACGUUGUUUCUGUCCAAAGUCGGCGACAACGCGAUCGACCUGCCGUCCGCGAAUGUGGUGAUCCAGAUCAACGCGCACUUCGCCUCGCGACGGCAGGAGGCGCAGCGGCUGGGCCGGAUUCUGCGGCCGAAGAAGAUCACCAGCGCGACCAAGAGCGCGAGCGACGUGAACGCGUACUUCUAUUCGCUGGUGUCGAAGGACACGCAAGAGAUGUACUACGCGUCGAAGAGACAGCAGUACCUGGUGGAGCAGGGCUACGCGUACAAAAUCGUGGAUACCCUGUACGAGGACGCGGUCGUGGAACAACCCGACAACGCGUUCAUCUACAAGGGCGCCGAGGCGGAACGAAAGCUGCUGCAGCACGUGUUGCAAAAGUACCAGAAUUUAGACGAAGAAAUUGAGAUGUUUGUCGGGGACGAGGGGGAGGAUUUGAACCUGACCGUAUCUGGGCAAGCAGCUGCCCAAGGUACUACGCAGGAAGCGGUUCUUCAUACGACGCAACAACAGAUUGAGGAGAGAGUAGUAAACAUCGCGGACUUAACCGGUGCGAACGCGGGGGUUUUUGUAGAUGACUAA